GUUUUUGGAUUUCACUGCUACUCGUUGCAUGAUACCUGUCUACGCUGCCUUUUGAAGUUAAGACUUGCAAAGAGCCAUCAUCAAGGCCUGCCAUGGGAGAUGCUGAGGUUGCGCUCACUCUCAGGGUGGUUUGGCCGAACGAGAGGCCUUCGGAGACUCAGCAUUUUUACCGAUGUACGUUUUCAAGACUUGGCCAUUGAUCCGAGAUUAUUGAGAGGAUUGGAGGUGGCCCUAGGCCCAGGUGCUCGCCUCACUUCGGUGCAGCAGCAAGCCAUUUUGCGGCAGCUUGAGGAUCCUUGUCAGAAGAGACCAGACUUGCUCUUGCAGGCUCACACUGGGACUGGGAAGACCAUCGCAUUCCUGUUGCCUGUUUUGCAGAGGCUUUUGGCUCUAGAGGCUGAUGGACAAGUUCAAGCUGCUAAGGGUGUAUUUGCAUUGGUUUUGGCACCGACUCGGGAGCUAGUCUUGCAACUGGCCAAAGUUGCCAGCGGACUGCUGCUUUACAGCGGAGGGCAAGUGCGGAGCUCCUUCGUCGCGGGUGGCUUCUCGAUGCAGGAGGAUAUCGAGCGUCUCAAAGCAGAUGCGCCACACAUCCUUUUUGCAACACCUUGGCGUUUAGUUCACCACCUGCAAUCCACACCACAUUUUGUUCGUGCACUUGGGUCAAUCGAAGUAUUUCUUCUGGAUGAAGCAGACCGAUUGCUGGAUCCUGUCUUCAUACACAAGGUGGACUACAUCUUUCGGUGCUUAUCUUCCAGGCCGCAGAUGGUUCUUUGUUCUGCUACGUUCAGCGAGCACAUCCGCAAGUUUGCCAUGCGAUCCCUGCGAGCAAACCUGGAGGUGAUCAGCACUGUGGAGGCGGAUGCAGCCAAAGCUCAUUUGGAGGUUGCGCAACCAGUGGAUCAGGUGCUUGUGCGCUACGAGCCCCAGAAGUUUUUGCCGGUUUUGCACGCCCUCUUGGUGAAGGAGAUGCUUGUCAACAAAGGUGAGCCCAAGCGCGUGCUGGUCAUUUUUCCAACUGUCCGGUGGUUGCAGUUCUUUUACGUGUUGUUGAAACACCGUGCCAAUAUGCCCGGGCUCUUGGCGCUGCACCGGAGCUUGGCGGACGACCGCCGCCGUAGCCGGGCCUUCCGCUUCUCGAGGGGCGCCCCUGCGACCAUGGGCGCUCUCUUUGCCACUGAUGUGGCUGCACGGGGCAUGGAUUUUGAUGUCCACACUGUCAUCCAAGUGGGACCCCCCGAAGACCGAGAGCAAUACGUCCACCGAGCAGGCCGAACAGGACGGCUGGAAUCAAGUGGUCGCUCCAUCCUGUUGCUCAACCCGCUGGAAGAGAGAAUACUGCAGGAGCUGAACGGUCUUCAACUUCAUCGUGAAGAAGCCGUUGAGGAGGAUGAGAGCUUCAGCUCCGUAGAGAACAAUAUCCAUGGAUGGUGGGAGGACGCGGGUUUGUCAGCAUCAGGGCACCUAUUCUUUGCCAGUGCAAUUGCCUACUACUUGAAUGAACUGGGCCGACUGCGAGUCAAAGCUGGAGAAGUGGUGCAGACCGUUUCUGGAUUACUUCAAUCCACUGGCUUGCCAAAGGAGUUCGGUCUUCCAGCAAUACCAAGAGGCCUUGCGGACAGGUUGAGACAGAAGGACGAGCUGGUGGCUGUGAGGACAGAAACUGUUGAGACCUUAGUUCCGAAUGGCUUCCGUUUUUGCGAAGGGUCCUGGCGAAUGCGGGACAGGGGCAGGCGAGAGAGCUUUUUCCGCUCAGGACUUGUUGGUCAGGUCAUGUUGUGCACCUGGCCUCCUGCGGGAAAAGGGGGUUGGUUUAUCAGUUUAGUUUUGUCAGUAUGUAAAAGAAAACAACUUCGUGGGCUGCGUUUUUCCGGAUCCCAGCCCUACCUACAGACUGCCCGGCACAAGUCGGUCUUCAGCUUACAUGUCCCGGACUGAGAAUGGCGGACCUUUUUGUGGCUCUGCCCACCGAAGGGGGCAGUCUGCACACCGCUGGCCUGGUGUGGGGCGUGAUGCUGUGGAGCGGAGGCAGCUUGAGGCCAACCCACCGUUGUGCCCGGUGGAUGACAAUGAGAUGAUGCGCUAACAUGCUCAUUGGGCUCCUCCGGGGGUUUGCUGUCUCACAGCUUUCCCCAUGUCGGGCUUAUUGCGUCAGCAAUCUGCGCCGGGUGAGCAGCACUACAAGAAGGGAGGCCGCAAUGCCGAAGCCGCCGAGGCUGCCCAAAGGAGCGAGUUUCGAUUCCUUUUCAGGAGCCCCUAGUAGCUUCUUGUUCCUAGUAGUAAGGCCAGGAGCCCCUAGUAGCGUCUUUGCACGUUAGCGAUGCCAGGAGCCCCUAGUAGCUUUUGGGGCCGACCGCAGUGCCGAUCGCCCAACUCUGAGGUCCGAGAGCGGUGGGAUGUGCUUUCGGCGCUGACGCCUCAUCCGUCUGCCAGGGGAAGCCCAGUGCCUCGCUGUGAGGCGGAGUGCCAGAGUGCAGACUUGGACAAGGGUGUGGAUGCUGGAUCGUUUGGAAAAAUCUGAGAAAGAGAGGUUGGAGUUGCCCCAGGGCGUUGCUUGCGUCUGGCACAUGCUCCAAUUGAAUGUUCUGUGAGAUUUUCUGAUCCUGUGCAAUUGUGCACUGGUCGGUCAGCUGAAGAUGCUUG
Durusdinium trenchii is the source of this 2643-nucleotide messenger RNA. NCBI's taxonomy places the organism in Eukaryota, Dinophyceae, Suessiales, Symbiodiniaceae. The record is from the annotation of a GenBank genome assembly.